ACAACCUUUGCACAACAUGCCUCCAUUUUCUUCCUAUGGAAAUGUCUAACACAAUGCUAAAAUGUGAUGACUGAAGAAAGCAAACCACUACUUCACUAUAUUUAGAGGAACAGCAGAGCCAAAGCUCAGGAUACAGUCGAGCAUGUGGUCAGUAACUCACACUCUGUGUGUGUUCGGCACUCUUUGGGCCUCAGGUUUAAGCCAAACACUCCUAACUGUGGGCUCUUGUGUGGUCAACAGAGAGAAGGCUACGUUUGACUGCAGCAGACGAAACCUGUCAUCAGUACCAGAAGAGAUAUGGCCAAACGUGACCAAGCUGGAUCUAUCGGAGAAUCACUUAGACCUCGCCCGUGCUAAUGGCCUAAAAGAGCUGCAGCACUUUGACCAUUUGAUCUCACUCAAUCUAUCAGGAAACUACCUCCCCCUGCUGGGGAAGCAGCACUUCUCCCCUCUCUUAUCUCUGCAAGUACUGGACCUCAGUGGAUGCAAACUGGCUGUAAUAGAAGCUGAUGCCCUGUUGAGCUUCCCCAGGUUACAAAAGCUUUAUCUGAGGAAUAAUUAUUUGCAAACUCCCCUGUUAGCUAUACAGACUGAGUUUGUGGAUAUCAGCAGUAAUCUUCAACCAAACGGCAGAUUCAAAACAACAGAAAGAAGAAGAGUUUAUAAGCAGAUGGAUGAGAAAAGACAGCCUAAUGGAAAUGUUCUUAGCAUAAUCACUGAGAGUCACUUCCGUCGUAAACUGCUGGCAGAGACCUUGGUGGUCACCACUGACGCAAACACAUCCAACAAAAACGACACUGACAAUGGUCUGAAAAGUGCUUCAGGCAGCUGGAAGCUCCUUGUUGCCGUUUUGGUUACAGCCAUCAUCAUCUCCAUCCUCAUCGCUGUUGGUGCAAAGUGUAAAAUCGUGCACAAGUACUUGGCCAGUUACAGGCACUCGAGGCUCAGUGAAACUGACACAUCCAGUCACUGCGACCCUUCUAGCUUUGAGGUGGGCUUCUCCAGCCAGACCCACUCAAGGAGGGGCACACACUCAGGCUCAGCCGAAGGUGGUGAGAUGGAGGAGGACGAUGACGGCUUCAUUGAGGACAAUUACAUUCAGGCCAGUGAGAGAGAAAGAGCAGAAAAAGAGGCACAGAAGUGGGACAACGUGGAGGAUGAAGACGAAGAGGACGAGUUGGAGUUCACUAUUGGGUAGCUGAAGGAGAACUGAAAGAGCUUUGGGCUGACACUAGGUUGAGCUACUUACAAUAUUUGCGAUGACGGAAGCAGCAGGACUUUUUAUAAGCUUAUUUAUGACACUGAUUCCUUCACAUGUAUUCAUUUUUCAUGUACUGUGUUAACCUUGUGAAAUAAUCAGUCCAUUCAUGUCCAACAACUAAAUUUAGUUGAAAAUAGAACUUGUUCUAACAAGUGAUGAGACUUCAUGGAGUUAUAGACUGGAUGAAUAUCUAGCAGUGCACAUUUGAAUUUUCACUUCACUUUUCAAUCUGAUUUCUAUGUUGUUGUUUUGUUUUGUUUAAUCUUUUCGUGGCUUAAAAACUAAGUUUAAUAUUAUAACUUAAGUGAAAAACUCAUUUUUAGUCUUAUAGUUUAACACACUUUUAAAGUUCUUCGUCUUUGUGCUGCGGCAGCCUCACAACAUUUGGGACUAAGAAGUCUCUCAAGCGGACAUGAAAGGGUUAAUAACUCACACGGGCUACACACCUCCAUUUCUGACUUCACUCGCUUUAAGCUUCACUGAAUAAAAAGCGUUUUAAAGAA
Messenger RNA from Pygocentrus nattereri (red-bellied piranha), 1764 nucleotides. RefSeq names its product chromosome 26 C1orf210 homolog (gene c26h1orf210). Gene Ontology annotation, molecular function: protein binding. Bases 143 to 1198 code for a protein of 351 amino acids. The record is from RefSeq and is a predicted model, not a curated record. The transcript is spliced from 5 exons. Lineage: Eukaryota; Metazoa; Chordata; Actinopteri; Characiformes; Serrasalmidae.